UGUUAGACAUUCUUACAUAUAUUCCAACCCUAUAAAGGAUAGUCACCUAAGUACCUCCGAUGGCCCCAUUUCAAAGGUUUUUCUUAAUUUUCUUUUGAUUUAGCCAUCAGUAAUAGCAUAACUUUUCCAAUAAUUAUGAUUUUAGAGACCGAAUACAACUCUACUCCAUAUUUCGACGGCGGAAAAGCUAUUUCAAAAAAUCCCGUCUGUUAACGAGCUAUUGGAAAAGCUAUUUCAAUGGCGGGAAGAAUCUUAAUCGGAAGUACCGCAUUUCUCCGACGAGUGAUUUCCACCUCAAUUCUUUCCUCCUCGUUCCAGCAAAUCCACCAUAUUUCAGCUAAACCAGUUCCCACUUCCUCCAAUCAUCCCCAAAUUUCCUUGAAUCACUCUAAUCUCCUUCACAAGAUCGGCUUCACACAAUCCCAAAUCUGCGAUUUCCUUUCACAGAAUCAUCUCUUCUUCACCAAUUCCAAUUUCCAUGACAUUGAAGCUUCUCUACCCCUUCUUCUUUCCUUCAAAAUUCCCCCGAAGGAUCUCGUUUCCAUCGUCUUCGACUGUCCCGCAGUUCUGGACUUGGAGUUUCUCAAGAAAUGGAAGGUAAGUUUGUCUCUAAUUGAUUUACCCGAUGUUACUGUAUCCAUGAUUCGGAGUAUGCUGGUAUUAUCUCAACGGUUUGAGCUUGACCCGAAUCUUUUUCGUGGAACUGUUGAUUUAUUGAAACGUUUUGGGAUUAGUGAUGCUGCCGUGAUUAGGGUUUUAGAGGAUUACCCUGAAAUAGUGUUCACGGACGAGGAAGAAAUCUUGCGAACGAUUGAAUUUCUGAUGGGAAUUGGAAUUCGAAGGUAUGAAAUUGAUCGGAUCAUUUGCUCGAUUCCCAGAGUUUUAGGGUUUAGGGUCGAGGGCAGAUUGAGGAGUUUGAUUUGUGAGUUCAACGAUUUGGGGUUUCGUCAAAACGUGAUUGUUAGAGAAAUUGUUAGGGAACCGAGAAUUUUAGCCACAGAAUUAGGAGAAAUUUCAAGAUGUGUCGAGUUGCUUAGAAAUCUGAAAUGCAGGAACUCAAUCAAGGAGAAGAUCUUUAGAGAGGGUUCUUUUAGAGCUGCAUUUGAAGUGAAACAGAGAGUUGAUUGUUUAUGUAAACAUGGGCUGAUUCGUACAAGGGCAUUUAAAUUGCUAUGGAAAGAGCCGAGGUUGGUCACUUAUGAAAUAGAGAACAUUGAAAAGAAAAUUGACUUCUUGAUUCAUAAGAUGAAAUAUGGUGUUGACAGUUUGAUUGAUGUUCCGGAAUAUCUAGGAAUCAAUUUCGAAAAACAGAUUGUUCCGCGUUACAAUGUGAUCGAAUAUUUGGACUCAAAAGGCUGGCUUGGUUCUCAGGUUGGUUUGAGGGAAAUUAUCAAGCCUAGCAGGCUCCGGUUCUACAACCUUUUUGUUAAGCCUUAUCCAGAAUGUGGGAAGAUGUUUGGAAAAUUUGCGGGAGAUAACAGAACGGAGAGCCCAAGUCGGCAUCCUAUUGGACUAUGGAAGGCCUUCAAACCACCAAGAUAUCCAGAAUCAAAAGAGGACAUUGAAAACAUGAAGUCCUUCAUGGAAUCUCUUGUUUAGUGAAAGCUUGGUAAGAAUGAAGAAGAAAGGGAUCAUCUGGUAUUGGAAAGGAAAGGCAGCAAAUCAAGCUGUAUAUGUGAGUACUCAAAAGCUCUUAAGAAAAUGAGGGAACCCGAGUGACAUCUUGUUUGAAUUUUACCGUGCAAACUGUCCUAACAAGACGGCUUGGCAAGAGCAACAUGAGAAGAACCUUUUGGACAAUGGGGAGUUGAGAUAUAGGACCUAAUUGUCAAAGGCUUCUGAUGCUGUAGAAGACGAUGGAGUCUGAACUUUGGUUUUGUUAAGCUCCCCAUUACUAAAAGUAAACGCAUUCGAGUUUUCUUAAGCUGAUGGCUUCCUCACGAUGUUGUUCCUGUCAGAUAUUGUGUUUACACAGUAGCAAGCCAUCGAUCCAAUGCACAAAAUUGAGAGAAUGGGGUUGGGAUGUAUGAUCAAACCUGGUAAGUCGAACCACGCCCUAGAAGGAUUGUUUAACCUUUGAAUUUACUUGUUCAAGCAUGCUGAUAGAAAUGUCGUUUUGAUUUCAUUUGUUCAAACAUGCUGAUAGCUAUAGAAAUAAGUAUGACAUUAUCCAUUUUUGUGGAAGAUCCAUUGUUUUCACAAAAUUUAGUUUAAACAAUAAACUUGAAUAUCUUUGGAUCA
Cucumis melo (muskmelon) is the source of this 2241-nucleotide messenger RNA. RefSeq names its product transcription termination factor MTERF15, mitochondrial. The coding region runs from base 238 to 1599 and encodes 453 amino acids. The transcript has a single exon. Gene Ontology annotation, biological process: regulation of DNA-templated transcription. Gene Ontology annotation, molecular function: double-stranded DNA binding. NCBI's taxonomy places the organism in Eukaryota, Viridiplantae, Streptophyta, Magnoliopsida, Cucurbitales, Cucurbitaceae. The record is from RefSeq and is a predicted model, not a curated record.